This is a messenger RNA of Cololabis saira (Pacific saury), 6990 nucleotides long. Its product is annotated as von Willebrand factor D and EGF domain-containing protein. The transcript is spliced from 33 exons. Gene Ontology annotation, cellular component: cell surface; extracellular region. NCBI's taxonomy places the organism in Eukaryota, Metazoa, Chordata, Actinopteri, Beloniformes, Belonidae. Gene Ontology annotation, biological process: anatomical structure development. Gene Ontology annotation, molecular function: signaling receptor binding; calcium ion binding. Bases 133 to 6249 code for a protein of 2038 amino acids. The record is from RefSeq and is a predicted model, not a curated record.
CUUCUCCUUCUUCUCCUUCUCGGUAAUUAGAAAAGUCCCACUCGGGACAUUUUGGCGAGGUUUGUCCCCAGUCCCGAUGGGAGCGGGCCCCUGAGACGACCCUGCAGCUCCGGUCCCCUCCCAGCCUCAAACAUGCCCGGCUGCGCCCUCGGGUGUCUGCGCAUCGCGCUGCUGUGGCUGGUGCCGCUCGGCGCAGGAGGACAACACGCUCCAGAGUGUUCCCCCGGAGGCCACAGAGUCCUGCACAACUCGUACCGCAGCGUUGACUUCGACUCCACGGAGAUCCAGAACACGGCCAUCCAGGACCUGAUCUGCGACCACUCGCUGUCGCCCGGCUGGUACAGGUUCCGGAUCAACAACAAACCAGCGGAGAUGCCGACCACCUGCGUUGAGAUGAACCGCUGCGGCACCCAGGCUCCGGUGUGGCUGUCCCUCAGGGACAGCUCCCUGCCGAGGCCCGGCGAGGUCCGCCAGCUCUCCGCCUGCGCCACCUGGCAGUUCUUCCAGGGCAGCACCAAGGACUGCUGCCUCUUCCGCAUCCCGGUGGCCGUGAGGAACUGUGGCGAGUUCCUGGUCUACUACCUGCAGCCCACGCAGGGCUGCAUGGGCUACUGCGCCAGAGUUGCUUCAAAUGUGGGAACCAAACUCUGCCUACCAGGAGAAGUGGAAGUAGGAGGUCGAUGCAAAGCCUCCGUCCCGCCGCUGCCCUCCCGGCCGGUCGUCACCCCCGAGCUGAUCGGGCACAGCGUCCACCUCCGGUGCUCCUUCGUCCCGCCGGCGUGGAGCCCGGCGCUGGGCCCGGCGCUGGGCUUCCAGGUGGUUUGGGCCAGACACAUCGGCCCCAGCAUGAAGGCUGAGAUCAGGCAGGAAUCCACGCUGACGCCCUUCUCCCUCGCCGAGAUGGAUGGCGUCCACUUCAGGCUCGGGGAGACGUUCUCCUGCAGCGUAUCGACUUUCAGAGUCAACUCCAGCUACUCCAGAUCUGCUCCAAAGGAAAGCGAGAGUUUCUACGCCGGACUGAAGUUUUAUCCAGAUUCGCUGCACGUAGCGGAGAAUGGCAAGGAGCACGAGGCCACCGUCCACAGCACGGUACCCAUCCCCUGCUUGGACUCCGACCUGGGCCAGUGUGGCGUCCCGCUGGCUCUGAGCGUCCACGACCCAGACAGUCUGGGGCUUGAGGUCUCAAAUGUGGUGCUGUCCGCCUGCCAGGUGGAGAUCCAGCCGAAAGCCUGCAGCGGGGGCAGCUGUGGGUGGGCCAAGUUCUUCGUCAGCGCCGUUACCGAUUUCACGCGUGACGGGAACCGGCCGAGCCUGGUGGCGGCGCGGCCUGAACCCGGGGCGCCGCGGCUCUGGAGGACCUACGUCCCCACGGCCCUCAAGGUGACGGUCCAGGACGUUCCCACCUCCACCUGCUACUCUCUCACCGACCCGCAUGUCAUCACGUUUGACGGAAGGCGCUACGAGAACCCCCAGACGGGAACCUUCGUCCUGUACCGCAGCCUGGCCCGGCCCUUCGAGGUCCACUCUCGGCAGUGGGACUGCGGCAGCCGGCACUACGCCGCCGCCUGCAACUGCGGCGUGGCGGUGAGGGAGGGGAACGACGUGGCCGUCUUUGACAUGUGCAACGGCCAGCUGAGGGAAACCCGGCCGCGGCUGACCCUGAGGAGCCCCGGAGAUGAGGGCAGCCGGGUCCGGGUGCUGGAGUCCCACCAGGGGAAGAAGGUCACCUUGAUCUUUCCCUCCGGGGCCUUUGUUAGGGCGGACGUCGGCGACUGGGGGAUGAGCCUGUCCGUCCGAGCGCCCAGCGCUGAUUACAGUAAAACCCGAGGCCUCUGCGGGACCUUCGACCGCAACGGCAACAACGACUUCCAGGGCCGCGAUGGCAGCUUCUACGGCCCGGAGGAGCUGCAGCGCUUCAUAGAGGACUGGAGGAUGCCUCCCGGUGAGAGCUUAUUCGACAAAACGCCUCCCGGGACGACGCAGGAGGUCAGACGGCACUUCUGCCAGUGCUACAGAGGACACGCCGCUUCUCUCAGCCCGGGCAGAGGCCCGGUGAACGUGGCUCGGUCCGACUGCAUCGCCUACGACAACGUGGAUUACACAUCAGUGUUUCCCUCCGUGGACACAACCGUGGAAUACAUCCAGAGUCCUGGGAGGGAGGACGGCCUCCAGGAGACGUCUGGCACGCGUCGCCAUCCUCUGGAGAGGAGGCACCUCUGGCUUCAUGGCCAGAACCAGCAGAACCACCAGAACCAGCAGAGCCACCAGAGCCACCAGAACCAGCAGAACGGCGGGGAUGAUUUGGACCUGGCUGGCCUCUUCAGGGAGGACCACCUGAUCUCCGUCCACCGACCUAAGAGACAGUCUCCCUUGGAGUACCGGCCCGUGUUCACCACGCAGAGCCUGACCCAGGCCGACCUGGACAGCCUGGCCUACUUCUUCCCCGAGGACCACCUGGCCGAGGUCCGGCCGCAGGCGGCGGCCCGCUGGCCCACGCCCAGCGGCCUGACCUCGGCCCGGGCCCUGCAGGUGUGCCAGGCGGCGCUGGCCAACUCCACGGUGGGCGCGGUGUGCCGGGGGCUGCUGGGCCGGCGGCUGGACGAGGCGCUGGACCUCUGCAUGCUGGACCUGCAGCUCAAGGACGACCUGGGCUGGGACGCGGCGCUGCUGCCGUACCUGGAGAACGAGUGCGAGCGGCGGCUGCUGGAGAACCGCACGCUCCGGGCCGUGGAGGUGGGCGGCUCCCCGGGGGCGGCCGGGGAACUAGUCGCGGCGCUGCGCUGCCCAAACUUCUGCAACGGGAACGGAGCCUGCACGGAGUGGGGCUGCAGCUGCGACGCCAGACACAGCUCACACGACUGCAGCCUGGCCAUCAGCCAACCGAUCGAGAUAACGGAUCUGGAGAACAGUGGACUGUGUGACAUCACUUCCUUUGACUGCCGCAGCGUUCGGGUCUUUGGCAUCGGCUUCAUCGACUCCCCGGACCUGAGCUGCCACGCUACCCGACUGAAGUACAUGAACAGAGUUUGGGUUCCAGCAGAAAAGCAGAGGACCAAAGCCUCCUUCCUCAGCUCCAAGGCUCUGGACUGCGCCGUCCCGUCGCUCAGCAACGCCGUCGUCCACGACGAGGACUUCAUGAUGGACGACAAGCCGUACGCGCGCUGGGAGAUCAAGGUGACCAACGACGGCUCCCUCUUCAGCCGGGCCAGGGUUCUGACCAUCUACGACGGUCUCUGCCAGGUCUGUGAGGCCUCGCUCUCAGGACUCUGUAAGUUAAAGGAGAAGACGUGCAACGUGGACGGGAUGUGUUUCGCUGCCGGAGAUUCCAACCCCAGCAGUCCGUGCCUGCUCUGUGACCCCGACGCUUCCAAGUUCACCUGGAGCGUGAACCAAGUCAACGAGCCGCCGUCCUUCCACAGACCUCAGGAAAACCUCAAGACAUUCGUCGGGGAGAAUUUCGUCUUCCAGUUCGCGGCGUCCGAUCCCGAGGGCUCGGAGCUGCUGUUCCAGCUGGAGGAGGGUCCCGGGGGGGCGGCGCUGUCCCCCGCCGGCCUCCUCAUCUGGAGGGUGCCGUCGGCCUCUGGGGAGGAGGAGGUCGAGCUUCAGCGGAGCUUCAGGUUCACGCUGUCCGACGAGUGCAACGCCCAGAGCAGCGUCAGCGUGGAGAUUGACGUGUUGGCGUGCGGCUGCCAGAACGGAGGAACGUGCGUGACGGACGUCAACUUUCCCGCAGGCAGUGGGAAAUAUCUGUGUGCGUGUCCGGACGGCAAGCAGGGCGAGCUCUGCGGCGCGGACGUGGACGAGUGUCUGUCCGCUCCGUGUGGCGUCGGCCGGUGCAUCGACACGGCCGGCGGGUUCCGGUGCGAGUGUCCCGCAGGGCUGCGAGGUCUGACGUGCAGGGAGGACGUGAACGAGUGCGAGAGGAAGCCCUGCUUCCCGGGAGUUCAGUGCUUCAACAGAUUCGGCUCGUACGGCUGUGGCCCGUGCCCCAGAGGCAUGCUGGGAAACGGGACCACGUGUGCUGUCUACAGGCCAGCUGCCGCCGCGCCGACGUCUGUCCCUCGGAUCACUGCGUACAAGGUACCAGAUGUUCGGCCGCAGCCCGCCAAAACAAAGACAGACGCAGUGUGGGAAAGGGCCGGUGGCGCUGCACCGGUCAAGGCUGAAGCAGGAGAGACCGUUCCAGGAACCCACCCAGGAACCAAGUGGCUGGUUUUCAGAGGAAACCCAGGAAUCCCCUCGGACCCGGAGCCCGCACCGGCAGAAACCGGGGCCACAGAGGACAAGAGUGGGCCUUCAAACCCCUCCAACACUCGGAGAUCAGACCAGGACAGAAUCAGCGGCGCCGUGGACGAGACGUCUGCCGGGAAGUCACAAAACACCAGAACAGCACCAGGACCGGGUCAGCCUCCGGCCACCAAUGUGUCGUCUAGCUGCGCCAGCAGGCCCUGCUUCCCCGGCGUCCAGUGCAUCAACCGCAGGCCGCCGCACGUGGGCUACGUCUGCGGCCGCUGCCCCCCGGGACUUCACGGGAACGGCCGCAUCUGCAUGAAGACCUCCAAGGAAGCGUCCUCUCACCUCCGCCAGCAGCAGACGGUGGGGAAGUCGGGCCGGUUCCCGCCUGGAGGCGUCAGCAAGGCGUCCCAGCUGCACCUGCCCAGCCUCCCCGCCCGGCACCGGACCAAACCCCCGUCCCCUGGGACCAAACCCCCGUCCCCUGGUACCAAACCCCCGUCCCCUGGGACCAAACCCCCGUCCCCUGGGACCAAACCCCCGUCCCCUGGGACCAGAGCCCAGGACGGGGGGACGGGGAGGGGGGGUGGCACGGGCCGGAGGGAGGCGGUCACCUCCGCCUCCAAGGACACGCCCGUGUCUGCCGGUGCCCUCCGCCUCACGUCCAGCGGUCGGAGCACCAACCCCCGAUCAGACGGCAGCGCGUCCACCAGGUCCAGAGAGUUUCUCUCCAGGAAUGCUGAGGCAGCUCCCUCCACCGAGCAGCUCAAGCACCUGGCGACCACCCGGUCCAAACCCUGGACCCCUCCCAGACCCGCCCUGCCCAUCACCUCGGCCCUCACCGCUCUGUCCUACUCGCUGUCCGAGUCCGACUUCUCUGCCGAUGGGGACGAGGCCGAGCUUGGCCCAGAGGUGCUGCAGGUGGUGCCGGUGGUGCCGGCCUUCAACCCCCCACCUCACCGGGCCGCCGCCGUCCAGCUGUGGUUCAGGGCCGGCGCCAACACACACCUCAUCACCUGUGCAGACCGGCCGUGUUUCCCUGGGGUCCAGUGUGAGCCGGACCUGGGCGGGGCCUUCCGCUGCGGGAGGUGUCCCACCGGAUACGCCGGGGACGGACGCAGCUGUCAGGCCGUUUGCAGACACACGUGUGGUGGAAACAUGGAGUGUGCUGCCCCCAACACAUGCCGCUGCAGACCGGGCUACACGGGGUUCAACUGCCAGAGAGCAAUCUGUAAGCCGGAGUGUGUAAACGGAGGCAUUUGCGUCGCCCCAGACGUGUGUCAGUGUCCCAGAGGUUUCCAUGGAGACACGUGUGAGGACGCUCUGUGUAGGCGACCUUGUGAGAAUGGAGGCAGUUGCGUGGGACUGCAGACGUGUUCCUGUCCUUACGGGUUUGUUGGUCCACGGUGUGAGACAAUGGUGUGCAGCCGUCACUGCCACAACGGAGGCCGGUGUGUGUCCCCAGACGAGUGCAAAUGUCCACCGGGCUGGACGGGACCGUCCUGCCAGACCGCUCUCUGCUCUCCCGUCUGCCUGAACGGCGGUUUGUGUGUGCGACCCAAUACCUGCGAGUGCCCUCACGGAUUCUACGGAGCGCAGUGUCAGAACGCCGUGUGCGGCCCGCCCUGUAAAAACGGCGGCGUGUGCAUGAGGAACAACAUCUGCUCGUGUCUGCAGGGAUACACGGGGAUACGCUGUGAAAAAAGCGUGUGCGAGCCCCGGUGCAUGAACGGCGGCCGGUGCGUCGGCCCAGAUGUUUGCGACUGUCCCUCCGGCUGGCGAGGGAAGAGAUGCGACAAACCCAGCUGUCUCCAGAAGUGUCUGAAUGGAGGCGAGUGCGUGGGUCUGAACGUCUGCCUCUGUCCUGGAGGCUGGGAGGGCGCGCUGUGUCAGAUCCCUCGCUGCCAGCAGAAGUGUCUGUACGGCAGUCGCUGCGUCCGGCCCAACGUCUGCGCCUGCAGGAGCGGAUACUCGGGGUCGCUCUGCUCCAGGAAGCUGCCUAUCGCACGGGGCUGACAUCUGAAAACAGCCCCCAACAUCUGGGAACAUCUGGCGACAUCUGUCACCAUUUAAACAAUAUCUGUCGACAUCCAACCUCUGUCGACAUCUGAUAAGCCACCAACAUCUGGAAACAUCUGCCAAUGUCUGUCAACAUCCAACGACCUUUGUCAACAUCUGUCACCAUUUAAGGACAUCUGAUAACAAGCACCAACAUCUGGAAACAUGAGAGCGUAUCUGCCGACAGCGAGCAGCUGCUGUUCAGCUUCUGUCUCCGAACAAGAGGAGUUGCUUCACUCACUUCAACAUUAAAGUUCUGCCUCAACAACCAACACUGACUAUGUUUACAUGCAGUCUAAAUUCAGGUUAUUGCUAAUAUUCCGGUUACUGAAACAUUGGGAAUAUUCCGUUUACAUGGUAAUUAAUCAUUCAGGAUAUCUGGAUCAAACCAGCGACGCACGGAGAACAUCAUGACACAAUUCCCGUCAUUUCUGCUUCUUCUUCCUGUAUCCAAAUUCAAAACAAAUGCUGCUUCACGCAACUUUUCUCUCACCUUCUUUUAAAUCUUCUAUCCCGGUACUUUCUAGCGUCUACAAAUGCAGAAAUGUUCAUAUCCUUCAUUACAUUUAUGAAGUGAUUAGUCUCCUCCUGGUCUUGGUUUCUCCGUGUUUAUAAGAACUUCCUGGACUCAAAAGACCAGGAUUCCUUGUGAACAGAGCAUGUGCAGAAAACAACUUCCUGUUCCGUUUAAUGGGGAUA